This is a messenger RNA of Dermacentor silvarum, 1427 nucleotides long. Its product is annotated as putative helicase MOV-10. Bases 641 to 1348 code for a protein of 235 amino acids. The record is from RefSeq and is a predicted model, not a curated record. The transcript is spliced from 9 exons. Lineage: Eukaryota; Metazoa; Arthropoda; Arachnida; Ixodida; Ixodidae. Gene Ontology annotation, molecular function: helicase activity.
UUUACAACACUUCUCUACCUUGAAGAAGUUCAAAUGAGUGUUGACAUCCGGACAUAUGACAUGAUUGACGUCUUGGUGCAACAAUGUGGCUCUGGACUGUUUGCCUUAGAGGUACCUGGUGCAACAGAAGGACGCCCCUCAGUUAUUAAAGGAAACAGGUUGUUUAUUCGUUGCUCUUCAAGGAUAACCUUGCUUCAUACUGCUUCAGUGACCGAGUAUGAAGCAAUUGUCCACAAAACAGAUGGCAUGCACAUUACGGUCAGGGUCAGUGAAAAGUUCCAGCUCGUUUACGUCAAAGGAAUGAAGUUUGACAUCCGCUUUACAUUCAAUCGAAUACCGUUAAUGCGGAUGCAUCAGUCUCUUGAUACAUGCAAGAAACGAAGCCUCUGGAGUUUCAUUUUUCCCAGCAGCUCUUUACCAUCAAAACCUGCACUGGAACUGUCUGAUCUGAGGUUUUUCAACAAGAAGGUACAAGAGAAUCGAGAGCAGUCCAAAGCUGUCCGUGAUAUGUUGUUAGGUUUGCAUCGCCCUUAUCCGUACCUUCUGUUCGGUCCUCCUGGUACAGGGAAGACAGUCACUCUAGUAGAAGCAAUUAAACAGUGCAAGUGAUUUGUUAGCUGAGCGGCUUUUGGAUCACGUGAUGCCAUCACAAAUGCUUCGAUUGUACUCUUCUUCUGUCCACCCUGAGAAAAUUUCGAAGAAACUAAAGAAGUGCUGCAAUUUUUUGGACGGUGAAAGUGAACGUCAUUACACUGCUUCAGAGUUGAAAAAGUACAGGAUCAUUGUGGUCACUCUGGUCACUUCGUCAAAGUUGGUCUCGGCAGGCUUGCCUGUCAACCAUUUCACCCAUGUGAUUGUGGAUGAGGCUGGCCAUGCUUUGGAGCCCGAGUGUGACAUCCCUCUGAUGGGUCUGCUGGAUGCUUGGAAGCCUGACAAGAGUGGUACAGGGGGACACAUUAUUCUGUCCGGGGACCCUAUGCAACUGGGUCCAGUCAUCCGAAAUCAUCUCUGCUUAUCUUACAACCUGGGUGUGUCCCUACUGGAGCGACUUAUUAAAUUGCCUUCAUACCAGCAGAAUGAUGAGCACAAUGCACACAUGGUCACGAAACUGCUCAGAAACUUUCGAAGCCAUGCAGACAUCUUAAAAGUUCCAAAUGAGAUGUUUUACAAUACUGAACUGAAGGUGUUUGCAGAUGAGAUGAUUACCCAAAGCAUGUUGACAUGGGAAGGACUGCCCACAAAGGGUGUGCCACUUCUUUUUCAUGGUGUUUGUGGAAAAGACAUGAGGGAGUGUAACAACCCUCAUAUUUCAACCCUGAUGAGGUCAGGAUUGUGGUGGACUAUGUGAUUUCCCUGCUGGAUGGUAAAAAUGGAGUGCGAACCAAGGUUCGCGAGUCUGACAUUGGAAUUGUUUCUCCCUACCGCAA